AUGAGUAGCAACCUAACGGAUGACUUGUCUGCUUCUGCAAAGAAAAUGCACCAUACUAUGGUGUCUAAUGGUAAAAGCUCAUACACCCAACAAGAACUUAUAGAUCUUCUUAAAUAUGAAAAUGCAAAUGAGUUGAUGGAGAAUGCCCAAGCAUUACUUAAUAAGGGGUUGCUUAAGAUCUUGGAGUCAGAGCCAGAUCCAUCUUCCAACUCUACUGAGAAAACGAUCUUAUUUGCACCAAUUAGUGAGCAAGAAGCACAAAAGGUGAGUAGUAUGACAGCUGACGAGGCAAUUGUUUAUUCACAUGUCGAAGCUGCUGGUAGAGAGGGAAUUUGGACAAAAACAAUAAAAGCAAAAAGUAAUCUUCAUCAGCAUAUUGUAUUGAGGUGCCUUAAAUCUCUGGAAUCACAGUCUUAUAUUAAGUCUGUGAAAUCUGUUAAACAUCCAACGAGGAAAAUAUAUAUGCUAUACCAUUUAACACCUUCCAUUGAUGUCACUGGAGGCCCCUGGUUUACAGAUUCGGAGUUGGACACAGAUUUUAUUGAUUCAUUGCUGAUAGUCAUAUGGAAAUUUGUUGCACAGAGAACGUAUCCAAAGUGUUUCAAAAAGAAGGGUUUAAUUCCUGAUGGCUUGAAGCAGUACAGCUAUCCUGCAAACAUGAUAAUGGGUAUGGGGUCUCUGCUACCAUCAUUAAGUGAAGUUAAUGACUUCCUUGUUAAUUCAGGGAUCACGACUAUAGAAUUGACCUUAUCGGAUGUCAAGUCUUUAUGUGAUGUACUGGAGUUUGAUGAAAAGAUUGAAUGCAUUAACGGUUCUUAUAAGGCUACAUGGCAAAGUAUAUUAGAGGCCGGAGGGGGCAAGAUCGAAGGUGAGGAUAUAUUUGCGCCCCUAGACAACCAAGUUUUCAAUAUUAAUGAUAACUAUAGAGUUCUUGAUUCUUCUUUAAACGAGGAAAAGGAAAAUUCAGAGGAGGGUAAGGUAAAUAAGACUUUGUACUUUGAUUCGUGGAUUACUCUAUAA
Pichia kudriavzevii is the source of this 1020-nucleotide messenger RNA. RefSeq lists its product as uncharacterized. The record is from RefSeq and is a predicted model, not a curated record. Gene Ontology annotation, cellular component: RNA polymerase III complex. Lineage: Eukaryota; Fungi; Ascomycota; Pichiomycetes; Pichiales; Pichiaceae. The transcript has a single exon. Bases 1 to 1020 code for a protein of 339 amino acids. Gene Ontology annotation, biological process: transcription by RNA polymerase III.